Molecule: messenger RNA, 792 nt
Organism: Fusarium proliferatum ET1
Lineage: Eukaryota; Fungi; Ascomycota; Sordariomycetes; Hypocreales; Nectriaceae
Exons: 1
Coding region: 1-792 (263 amino acids)
Source: RefSeq, a predicted model, not a curated record
AUGAAGACCACCAUCGCCAUGCUCACCGCCUCAAUGGCCACCGCCAUCCUCGCCCAUCCCUUCGACACCCGCUCCCAGCAGUGCAACAUCGCUCCCUCCGCCACUCCCUCCACCGAUAUCCAACCCCUUUCCACUCCAACUGCCUCUACCGCCCAGGCCUGCCAGAAGCUCUGCACCGAGCACUCCUCCUGCAAGAGCUUCCUCUUCGGUCUCCCCGCUGACGCCAAGGCUCCUACCUGCAAGCUCUACUCUGUCCCUGCUGCCCAGGUCCCCAACCAGGGAAACAACCUGUAUGUCUUUGACAAGGCUUGCUCCGACAAGGCUGUACCAAACACCAAGCCUACGCAGGAUAAGCCGCGUGGUGAGGUGAAGGUCAGGGUUGAGAGGGAUGUUAAGCUUGAGGGCAAGCCUCCUGUCAAGGAUGAGCCCCAUGCUGGUGACAAGCCUAAGAACAAGGCUCCUCAGAACCCCCCUCACAACAAGAGGGACAACAAGCCUGAGGGAAAGCCUCCUGCCGAGGACCAACCCCCUGCUGAUGAUAAGCCACCUAAGGGCAAAGCUCCCGUCAACCCUCCCAACAACAAGAGGGACGACAAGCCUGAGGGCAAGCCUCCAGUCAAAGAUCAGGACCACGCUGGUGAUAAGCCACCUAAGAACAAGGCCCCCGUCAACCCUCCCAACAACAAGCGCGGCAUCAAGCCUGAGGACAAGCCCCGUGUUGGUGACAAGCCCAAGGCUCCCCUACCCCCCAAGGACAAGAACUCUGGCGACAACGGACACAAGAACAACUAA